This is a messenger RNA of Aspergillus terreus NIH2624, 1209 nucleotides long. Its product is annotated as CRAL-TRIO domain-containing protein. The record is from RefSeq and is a predicted model, not a curated record. The transcript has 4 exons. Lineage: Eukaryota; Fungi; Ascomycota; Eurotiomycetes; Eurotiales; Aspergillaceae. The coding region runs from base 1 to 1209 and encodes 402 amino acids.
AUGACUGCCAUCCAGAUCGCCCCAGAUCAUCUGGGCAACUUGUCCCACGACCAAAACGAGAAGCUCAAGCAGAUGUGGACUUACGUCCUGAACAUGCUGGAACCCGUCCACCGACCCAACCUCAGCAAAUCCCAAGACGACGGCUCCGCCUAUACCCCCAAGCUAGCCCAGUCCCUUCAGCAAACCAACUUCAGCCGCUCAGACCUCAAGUCCCUUCGAGAAGCUCUAGACUCGGUGUCCUCAAAAGCCCUGUUCACAGGUCUCCUAAACGCGCUGAAGCAGGAAUCCCCAGACCGCUUCCUUCUACGCUUCCUCCAAGCCCGCAAAUGGGACACAGGCAAAGCCUUUGCCAUGCUGGUGCAUGCGCUCAUGUGGCGCAACAAGCACAUCAACGUGGACGACAACAUGGUCGCAAACACCGAGCUACAGGCGCUCCAGCACUCCCGGGACCAGUCGGACCCCCAGAGGGCGAAGAUCAGUCAGGCGUUCCUGGAGCAGCUGCGCAUCGGCAAGUGCUUUAUGCACGGGACUGAUCGUGCGGGCCGUCCGGUCUUGGUCCUGCAGGGGCGACUGCACAAGUCGACGGAGAAGAGUGACGUUCUGAAUCGGGUCAUUCUGCAUAUGAUUGAGACUGUGCGGCUUAUUCUUGUGCCGCCGGUGGAGAAUGUGGAAUAUGCGGCUGCAAAAUUCCUCAUCGAGUGCGCACAAACUGCCUAUCCUGAAAUCCUAGGCGCCAUGCUCAUCCACAACGCGCCGUGGGCUUUUGCAGGCAUCUGGAAAACCAUGAAAAGAUGGAUUGAGCCGGACCUAGCUGCGCGGAUCCACUUCACCUACACCACCGCGGAGAUAGAACAGUUCAUUGCUCCAGAACGGCUAGUGAAAUCCCUCAACGGGAAGGACGAUUGGACGUUCCAGUUUUUUGAGCCGGUCGAAGGCGAGAAUGACAAGAUGGGAGAUACUGCCACGCGUGAUGAGCUGAUGUCUGAAAGAAUGGCGAUUGGAAAGGAGCUCCUCGUUGCUACCUCUGAAUGGGUUGCAGCAGGCGAUGCGCAGACGACAGCGUCCUCGAGGGAAGAGCUUAUGGAUAAGUUGCGCGUCAACUAUUGGAAGCUUGAUCCUUAUGUUCGCGGAAGGGGGAACUUGGAUCGCACUGGUAUUAUUCAGCCUGGAGGGGUGAUUGAUUUCUAUUCCGAGUUGGCAUCCAAGUAA